Messenger RNA from Diversispora eburnea, 1185 nucleotides. The record is from the annotation of a GenBank genome assembly. NCBI's taxonomy places the organism in Eukaryota, Fungi, Glomeromycota, Glomeromycetes, Diversisporales, Diversisporaceae.
AUGUCAGAUAUGGCUGAAAACGAACAAGGGGAGGAAAUCCAAACCGUAGCAAAUUCCGAUGUUGUCACAAAAUAUCAAAUGGCUGCAGAAGUUUCGAAUCGUGUACUUAAAAAAGUAAUUGAAUCUGCUGUUGAUGGAGCAAAAAUAUUGGAACUUUGUGCACUGGGGGAUAAAUUAAUUGAAGAUGGUGUAAAAGUUCUUUAUACUAAAAACAAAAAUAUGUCGAAAGGUGUUGCUUUUCCCACUUGUGUUUCUGUUAACCAUAUCAUUUGCCAUUUUUCUCCAUUACUGUCUGAUCCUGAGGGAACAGAAACGCUAAAAAAUGGGGACUUGGCUAAAAUUCAGUUGGGUGCCCAAAUCGAUGGUUACGCUGCUAUUGUAGCAACUACCAUUGUUGUUGGUGCAUCAAAAGAAAUGCCAGUUAAGGGUCGUUUGGCUGAUUUAUUAACUGCUGCUCAUCUGGCAUCAGAAGCUGCUUUGAGAUUGAUAAAACCAGGUUUGGACAAUAUGGACGUAACCAAGGCGAUACAAAAGAUUGCCGAGUCAUUCGAAACAAAUUCUGUAGAAGGAAUGUUGUCAUACCAACAAGAAAGAAACAAUAUUGAAGGUAAAAAACAAAUAAUUCUCAAUCCAAAUGAACAUCAGAAACGCGAAUUUGAAAGUGUGCAGUUCGGAGAGAAUGAAGUAUAUGGAAUUGAUAUAUUAAUCUCUACUGGAGAAGGCAAGCCCAAGCAAUCAUCAGCACGCACGACUGUUUAUAAAAAGACAGAUACUACUUAUUUUUUAAAAAUAAAGACUUCUCGAAUUGUAUUUACCGAAAUUAGUCAGAAAUUUGGUUCCUUUCCUUUUACCUUAAGAGCCUUAGGGGACGAGAAAAAGGCGAGAAUGGGCAUAGUUGAAUGUGCCAAACAUCUUUUAGUAACACCAUAUGAUGUGUAUCAGGAAAAGGAAGGCGAUUUCAUAGCACAAUUUUUCAAUACCGUUCUUCUAACUAAAAAUGGUACAAUUAAAAUCACCAAUACUCUAUAUGAUUCCGAGAUCGUACAGAGUGAAAAGAAAAUAGAAGAUCCAGAUAUUUCGGCUUUACUUUCUACUAGUAUAAAAAGUAAGAAAAAAAAUAAGAAAAAGAAAGUAGAUGAAAAGGAUUCCAUCAAAGAGGCUGAUGUUGCAGAGAACACACCAUAA